This is a messenger RNA of Neltuma alba, 1069 nucleotides long. RefSeq names its product probable phospholipid hydroperoxide glutathione peroxidase. The record is from RefSeq and is a predicted model, not a curated record. Gene Ontology annotation, biological process: response to oxidative stress. The transcript is spliced from 6 exons. NCBI's taxonomy places the organism in Eukaryota, Viridiplantae, Streptophyta, Magnoliopsida, Fabales, Fabaceae. Gene Ontology annotation, molecular function: peroxidase activity. Bases 73 to 795 code for a protein of 240 amino acids.
CUCAAUUUCACUGCGAGGGGCAUCGGAUUCGGACUCGUAAGGCUUAGCAAUUCAAGCAGUUAUUCGGCUUCCAUGGCUUUCGCGGCAGCCUCCAGCUUCACUACCCCUCUUCACAAUUUCUGUCAAGCUAAAGUGAUCCCAAAUUCUUCAUCUUCAUGGCCAUGUAUGGCCUUCGUUCCGUCCAUUAAAACCUCAUUUGGUUCCGCCAAGUCGAUCUUCUUUCAACAUGGGUUUGCCCAAAUUUCAUCCGAUUUUCCUGUGUUCACUGCUAAGUCUCGAUCUUCUGGUGUUUAUGCCAGAGCAGCCACGGAGAAAAGCAUUCAUGAUUUUACUGUCCAGGAUAUUGAUGGGAAGGAUGUUUCUCUUAGCAAGUUCAAGGGCAAGGUUCUUUUGAUUGUCAACGUUGCUUCAAAAUGUGGUUUAACAUCGUCAAACUACUCGGAACUUUCACACAUAUACGAAAAAUACAAACCUCAAGGGUUUGAGAUCUUGGCUUUCCCCUGCAAUCAAUUUGGUGGGCAAGAACCUGGAUCAAAUCCUGAAAUUAAAAAUUUUGCUUGCACUCGGUUCAAAGCAGAAUUUCCAAUCUUUGAUAAGGUUGAUGUGAAUGGACCAAACACAGCUCCAGUUUACCAGUUCCUGAAAUCCAAUGCUGGAGGCUUUCUGGGUGAUCUCGUGAAGUGGAAUUUUGAGAAGUUCUUGGUUGAUAAAAAUGGUAAAGUUAUUAACAGAUACCCACCAACAACCUCACCGUUUCAAAUUGAGAAGGAUGUCCAGAGAUUACUUGCAGCGUGAGGUUGAGAGUUGGAAAUUGUAGCAGUAAUAGGAAACAGAAUCCCGGUCAUGCCUUGAGGAGGAAGGAGCCUGUAAUAAUUUGUGACAGAUUGUCUAUAAUUAUCUUACCUGUUUUUAAUAAUAAGAGUAUUGACUUUUAUUUUUAUUUUGUUUUCCCAAUAGUGAGAGUAUCAGUUUUGGGAGGGCAAGUCAUAUACCAUUAUAGGCUAUGAAAAUGUAUUGAAUAUGACUCGUGAAUUUUAUAAUUUAUUGUAAAUUUUAUAUUUGACAUUUU